Talaromyces marneffei is the source of this 618-nucleotide messenger RNA. RefSeq lists its product as uncharacterized. Gene Ontology annotation, cellular component: post-mRNA release spliceosomal complex; U2-type spliceosomal complex. The record is from RefSeq and is a predicted model, not a curated record. Lineage: Eukaryota; Fungi; Ascomycota; Eurotiomycetes; Eurotiales; Trichocomaceae. The transcript has a single exon. The coding region runs from base 1 to 618 and encodes 205 amino acids.
AUGUCUACGAAUAACGCCUCUCUUGAGGCUGCGGCAACGGAACGCAAAGCCAGACUUGCCAAACUCGCAGCCCUCAAAAGAAAACAGCCCGAGCCCGAACCUCUGACUGAGACCUUUGCAGAAAAGGACCAAGAAGAAUUACAAGAAAAAGGCGGCGAAAACAUAACAAAAACAUACCUCUCUGGUCGAAACUAUGACGCCGAAACCCGCGGCCCCAAACUCGGAUUUGAGCAAGCACCCAUCGAAGGACAAAUAACGCUCGAACAACAAGCAUCAGAGAUAGCAAGGAUAGCAGCUGAACAAACGAAACAGGAAGAAGAAGUAGCCGCAGAGCAACCUAUAGAUCUAUUCAAGCUACAACCCAAGAAGCCGAAUUGGGAUCUCAGACGGCACCUAGACGAAAAGAUGAGGGUGUUGAAUGUUAGGACGGAAAAUGCGAUUGCGAGACUUGUUCGACAGAGGAUUGAGAAUACGCAGCGGGAAGAGAAGGCCAAAAGGGGGAGGGGCAAUGGAGAAGAUCAGGGCGAAGAUGUUGGAAUUGAAGGUGAUGCGUUGGUCGAAGGAAUCCAUGUCCGCGAACAGGAAGCAGCGGAGGAUGAUGAUGAGGAUUUGGUGUGA